AUGACUACAAUAUUUGCACUUAGUUCGGGAGCAUUGCCGUCCGCAAUUGCUGUUUUCCGCAUAUCAGGUAGUCGAUCGCUACCGAUACUACGUGAGAUAACUCGGAAAAAGAUUUGGGAACCGGCACGAAUGCAGUAUACGAAAAUUUUCACAAAGGAAAAAGAAGUUCUCGAUACGGCGAUGGCGGUUUAUUUGCCAGGUCCAUCAACGUUUACCGGCGAGGACACUGCUGAACUGUUCGUGCACGGUAGCCGAGCUGUAGCUGAUGCUUUGUCGAAACGAUUAAUGAGUUUUGAAGAAGUACGUCAAGCGACUCGAGGUGAAUUCACCAAGAGGGCUUUCUUCAAUGGAAAGAUGGACUUUCAUGAAGUACGUGGACUGCGCAAUUUAAUCAAUGCUGAAACUGAACGGCAACGUCAGAUGUCAUUCAGUCAGAUGCGAGGUGGAUCCGAAGCGCGUCGAACUCGGUACAUCACUUUUAGAGAGAUCCUUGUUCCGAUUUUGAAAGAGGUAAUAUUGUUGGAAAGGAGAGCCAAAGGAGCCGAAAUUGUUCAUCGUGGUUUACGGGCUGUGAUUUUUGGUCGUCCGAAUACAGGCAAAAGCAGUCUGAUGAACGCUCUUACUCAACGAGACGUGGCUAUUGUUUCUGAACAAGCAGGCACCACACGAGAUAGCAUUGAAGUGCGGCUGAAUAUCGCAGGUGUACCGAUGUCUUUAACAGAUACAGCUGGAAUUCGAGAAACUGCUGAUGCAUUGGAGAAGAAAGGAAUUGACCGAGCGAAGCAAAAUUACCAAGCACGAAUGUGUAUUCUUGUAGGUGUACAACCAUUGAUGAAUUCGCUUGAGAGAUUCGUGGGUAAUCUUUGCCCUAAUGAUAUUGGACCAUAUAUGACCGACACACAACUGUUGAGGUUUGCUCGUGGAGAACUAGAAUGCGCGCUGUCAGUUCGUGACUCGGCGCUUCUGUGCGAUCAUAUUCAACGAGCUUUGGAUAUUUUUGGUGAAAUGACCGGGUCGACUGUUAACGAACAGAUUCUUGAUGAUCUCUUUAAACAGUUUUGCAUAGGGAAAUGA
Messenger RNA from Angiostrongylus costaricensis, 1074 nucleotides. The record is from the annotation of a GenBank genome assembly. NCBI's taxonomy places the organism in Eukaryota, Metazoa, Nematoda, Chromadorea, Rhabditida, Metastrongylidae.